Messenger RNA from Trichoderma aggressivum f. europaeum, 1239 nucleotides. RefSeq lists its product as uncharacterized. Gene Ontology annotation, biological process: actin filament organization; endocytosis; endosomal transport. The record is from RefSeq and is a predicted model, not a curated record. Gene Ontology annotation, molecular function: protein binding; calcium ion binding. Bases 1 to 1239 code for a protein of 412 amino acids. Gene Ontology annotation, cellular component: cytoplasm; plasma membrane. Lineage: Eukaryota; Fungi; Ascomycota; Sordariomycetes; Hypocreales; Hypocreaceae. The transcript has 3 exons.
AUGGCUCCUCCCAAGAUCGAGCAGAAGGAAAUUGAAACAUACUGGAACAUCUUCGUGGACAGGACAGGAGGCGGGCAGUUCCUUACCGGCGAACAGGCUGCGCCCGUCCUCAAGAACAGUGGCCUUCGCGAUGACCAGCUUGAAAAGGUCUGGGACCUGGCCGACGUCGACAACGAUGGAAACCUAGACUUUGAGGAGUUUUGCGUCGCUAUGCGACUCAUCUUUGAUAUCCUCAACGGGCAAGCCGGAUUAGAAACUGACCAACUUGUUCGCGUGCGCCAGGAGUUUGCCGAUGUACCAAAGACGCUCCCUGACUGGAUGAUCCCCGAGUCGAAAGCCCAUCUUGUGCAGGCAACCAAAGCCAUCACGGGGAAGCAGCCGCAGUUUGAACAAGUCGAGGACGAAGACGAUACCCCUGGCCUGAAAGAUGGAUUCGAGUGGUAUAUGAAGCCCGAGGACAAGGCCAAGUACGAGCAGAUAUAUCAGGAGAGCCGAGACAUGCGAGGAGAAGUAUCAUUCACUUCCCUCGAAGACCUCUAUGAGUCGUUGGACGUUCCCGACACCGACGUUCGAUCUGCCUGGAACCUCAUCAACCCAUCUGCCUCAUCGAGCAUCAACAAGGAUGCAUGCCUUGCAUUCCUCCACAUUCUAAACAACCGACACGAGGGCUUCCGAAUUCCCCGCACAGUACCCGCCUCACUGCGGUCGAGCUUUGAGCGCAACCAGAUCGAUUACCAAGUCGACAACCAAAGGGGCGGAGUGUCAUCACGGUGGGCUACCAAGGCAGAUGACUCUACAGCGACGGGACGCAAGGCCAAGUUCGGCGAUCAAUACUUGACAAGACUCGGACGCAGCGGUUUCAAGACGGCAGGCACCGACUUCUCGACGGAGAAGACGGAGGAUUGGGAGGAAGUGAGGCUCAAGCGCCAACUGCAGGACCUGGAGGACAAGAUGAAGAAGGUCGAAGAAAUUGCAGAGCGGCGGAAGGGCGGCAAACGUGAUUCUAAGCCGGCGCUCGUCAAGCGAGAGCUGGAUCAACUUCUUGACUACAAGCGAAGGGAGCUGAGAGACUUGGAAGAGGGCAAGGGCAAAAGUGCCGUUGGUGGAAACCUGAAGAGCAUAUCAGAUGACCUGGAGACGGUCCGUGAGCAAGUGGAUGGCCUAGAAGCGCACUUGAGGUCUCGAGAGCAAAUCUUGGAGCAGUUGCAGAGAGAGAUUGACGACGAGAAGAGGGGUUGA